ACAUGGAGAGAAGGUCAGCACCAGGGGCGGACUGACCAUUUGGAAACUCGGGCACUGCCCGAGGGCCUGGGGUCAGUAGGGGGGCCCCAUGAGAUGCCCCUGGUACCUUUUUCAUAGGCUUUUUUUACUUUGGGCAAGGACACAGGGGCCCGAUGAUCCCUUAUUGCCCGGGGGCCCCAUGAGUUGUCAGUCCGCCCCUGGCCAGCACUCAAAAAAAGUCCAAGUUGAAAUUUUCACUGAACAUGGAUGAGGGAACCGGGUGAUUUCUGAAAAAGAGAAAUUUGAAAGCAAUUCAAAUAUACUAUACUUACCUGUUGAGUGCAGUGGUUUUGCACAG
Messenger RNA from Staurois parvus, 337 nucleotides. The record is from the annotation of a GenBank genome assembly. Lineage: Eukaryota; Metazoa; Chordata; Amphibia; Anura; Ranidae.